AUGGCUGCGAUGAUGCCCAGCGCAUCAACGUCCGGACAUGACAACCCGUACGACAACGACGCGGUGGAGCGGGACCUGAUUGAUCCAGACGACGCCGGCCUUGAUGACCUCGACGACCCGCUCCAGCCAGCCUCAGACCGCGCCCCCUUAACCGGCAACAUCCAGCCGCGUUCCCACCCCCGAGAAACGCAGAACUAUCUCACCUCCAGCAUCCCCGGCGAGGACCGAAGAGCACCGCAAAACACGAUUGAUGAAACGGUGUGGGAGACGCUGUCGAGAGACCUGUUCGCGGUGUGGGAGAAGAUGAAGCAGGUGCUGUGGCCGAAGUAUCUACUUGGUGGUAUUAUGCAGAGAGGCGGUGGUAUUGGCGCUGCUGAGAGAGGCGAGGCUACGGGGUUCAGUGCGGAGGGAGUGAGGGGGCUGGUAGGGAGGUGGCCGGAUGCCGACGUGGUGUUGCAGGGCGGGAUGAGUGAGGGGCUGAGGGAUUGGGAUCUUUGGGGCCCUCUACUGUUCUGCUUGCUACUAAGUUUCCUGCUCUCAAUGCGGGCACAAGAGGAUCAGAAAUCGCUCGUCUUCUCCGGCGUGUUCGCAAUGGUAUGGAUUGGAGAGGCCGUCGUGACAUUGCAGAUCAAGCUUCUUGGUGGGAACAUAUCGUUCUUCCAGGCUGUAUGCAUCAUCGGCUAUACCCUCUUUCCGCUCGUCAUUGCGGCCUUGCUGAGCGCUCUGAACCUGGUCACGAUCGCGCGGAUCCCGGUCUACAUUGUUCUUGUCGCGUGGUCUCUAGCUGCUGGAGUUAGCAUCCUGGGCGGGUCCGGCGUUGUGCGAAAUCGAGUCGGCAUCGCAGUAUACCCCUUGCUUGUCUUUUAUGUGGGGCUAGGGUGUUUGUGCUUCAUCAGCUAG
Molecule: messenger RNA, 900 nt
Organism: Coniosporium apollinis CBS 100218
Lineage: Eukaryota; Fungi; Ascomycota; Dothideomycetes
Exons: 4
Coding region: 1-900 (299 amino acids)
Biological process (GO): endoplasmic reticulum to Golgi vesicle-mediated transport
Cellular component (GO): membrane; trans-Golgi network
Source: RefSeq, a predicted model, not a curated record